Messenger RNA from Phalaenopsis equestris, 1481 nucleotides. RefSeq names its product lipase. NCBI's taxonomy places the organism in Eukaryota, Viridiplantae, Streptophyta, Magnoliopsida, Asparagales, Orchidaceae. The coding region runs from base 217 to 1251 and encodes 344 amino acids. The transcript is spliced from 11 exons. Gene Ontology annotation, biological process: lipid metabolic process. The record is from RefSeq and is a predicted model, not a curated record.
UUUCUUCUUCUACUUGAUCUCUAUGCCCGUAUGAGGCAUUUCUACCCUACUCGCCGUUCCUUGUGCGGGGAAGAAAACCCAUAGCACUUUCGCUAUUUUUCUUUCAAGCUAAUUACAUCGCGGUGGCUCUUUCGUUGAAGACGGAUUGCGUCCUCUUCAAGUUCUUUCCUCGAUUAUGUGCCGAAGUUGAAUUUCGAUUUGUUGCUGAAUUAGGUUAUGGAGCGGCGUAGAUUGCUUGAGGUGAUGCUUUUCAUAUGCCUUUUUGGAGCUUGUGCGGGCAGAGAACUUAAUAUAAAAUACAAAGAUCGAAGUUCCAUUUAUAACAGUACUCUUGCUAAGAUACUGGUGGAGUAUACUGCCGCUGUUUACACAGCAGAUCUAACAUCACUUUUUACUUGGACCUGCUCGAGGUGUACAGAUAUGACGGAGGGUUUUGAAGUAGUGGAAGUGGUUGUUGAUGUCCAAAGCUGCCUUCAGGCAUAUGUUGGCGUUGCACAGGAUCUUGACUCUGUUAUUGUUGUUUUUAGAGGAACCCAAGAACACAGUGUACAAAACUGGGUUGAAGAUCUUUACUGGAAACAGCUUGAUCUUAACUAUCCGGACAUGCCUGGUUCAAUGGUGCACCAUGGAUUUUAUUCUGCUUAUCAUAACACGACCAUGCGUCCUGGGAUUUUAUACGGCCUUCAAAAAACCAGAGAGCUGUAUGGGGACAUGCAAAUAACCGUUGUAGGGCAUUCAAUGGGAGGGGCUAUGGCGGCCUUUUGUGCUCUUGAUCUUAAAGUCAAUUAUGGAGCAGAAAAUGUUAAACUUAUGACAUUCGGACAGCCUCGGGUAGGCAAUGCUGUUUUUUCAUCAUAUUUCAAGACACAUCUUCCAGAUGCAAUCAGGGUAACAAAUGAUCAUGAUAUUGUGCCUCAUCUACCACCAUACUACCCUCUUUUCCCUCGGAAAACCUACCAUCACUUCCCCACUGAGGUAUGGCUUCAUGAUGUUGGAUUAGGGAGUCUCGUAUACAAAAUCGAGACAAUCUGCGACGAAACCGGCGAGGACCCGUCAUGUAGCCGGUCUGUCUUAGGAAACAGCAUUUCAGAUCAUCUUGUGUAUCUCGGAGUCAAUCUGCAGGCAGAAACCUGGCGAUCUUGUGGCAUUGUAACGGACCCAAACAUAAAGCCACAUCAAAUAGACCUUUCGGGGAAUUUCAUCAUCUUGCGCGAACCAAAUGCUUCAAUUCUGAAACACAGUGCAGCAUAAGGUAAUUCACGUUGCUGUACUGAUCAAAUUGUUUGUCUCUAUGUUUCAAAGAUUAAAGAGAAAAAAAGGAAAGAAAAAUGUGCACUGUACAUAUUUACAUGACUAAAAACCUGGAGUAGCAUUGUACAUAUAUACUCUCUGCCAGGAAAUAUAUGACUAUUGGGUGCUACUUGUUUGAUAUGUUCAUUAUUCAAUUGUAAUGCAAAUUAAUAGUCCCAAUCUCUCUUUUC